This is a messenger RNA of Klebsormidium nitens, 1983 nucleotides long. The record is from the annotation of a GenBank genome assembly. NCBI's taxonomy places the organism in Eukaryota, Viridiplantae, Streptophyta, Klebsormidiophyceae, Klebsormidiales, Klebsormidiaceae.
GCUCAGACUUAUGAGGAGAGCGCUCAGCCUAGGGCGGUGACUCGUGAGGUUACAGAAGCGCGUUUGACAGAAGCCUUUGAGAGGCACUGUGACGAGACCCCCGAAGAUUGACGAUCUGCGGAAGACAUGGUGACAGCGGUGGUGUGCAGUGGCGCCCAGGUUGGGGCCUUCUCAUGCGGUCUGUUGCAGCGGCAGCGGAUUGGUCAUGCAGCAGGGUUCAGACUUCCUCCAGUGCCAAUGCCUCUUUUAUACAGCGGCAGAGAGUGGCAAGGCGGGCUGGCGCUGCCUUUAUUGCCGGACCUGCAACCAUUCAGGAAAGGACGUGCUGCAAGCUUGCGGGCUGGUGCGGAGAGCGAGCAUUUGGGCGUUUUGAAUGUUCCACAGCAAAGUGCUGAGCACAGCGAAUCAGCGCCUCAGGUCAACUCCCUUCCACAGUCUGCCCCGCCAACCCCCGGAUCUGCCACCUCCCCUGAGAAUCACACCACCCCCUCUUCUUCCAACCACCAGCAGCCCCAAGACGAAGCAACACAGCAGCAAAAUGCGGAGCGCAUCGCAAAUGGCGCCCAUGCGGGGCCCAGCGGGCAAGAUCAGCACGCCCAAACGCUCUCGGACGAGCCGCCGGAAUCAUCUGGAAGCAACCAGUCAUCUUCGGUUAAGCAGUCAAGCCCAUCAGGAAGCAACCAGAUGCCUUCGGACAGUGUCAGACCGGAACAAGAAGUUCCGGACGAGCCUUUGGACGGGGACGAGGGAGGGGAGCCGAUGUACGGGUCGCGCACGCUGCGCGACGUGUGCGACAAGCUGAUUGCGGUGUUCACGGUGGAGAAGCCGGAGGUGGCGGACUGGAAGCGGCUGCUGGCGCUGAGCAGCGAGUGGGCCAGCAUCCGACCCAAGUUCUACACGCACGUCAAGCGGCGCGCCAAGGAAGCAGAGGACGACGGGAACCCUGAGUACGCGCUGCAACUGUACAGCCUGCAGAGGAGGCUCAACAAGGUGGAGGACGAGAUGGCUGCGCACGAUAAGCUGUUGGCAGAGGUGGAGGCCGAGACAGACUGGAACAGCAUGGUCGUGCGGCGGAGGGAGGAGUUCACGCAGGACUUCUUCCAGCACAUCAGGAUCCGGGCCGACAGCCAGUUCAACGAGCUGGGCAGGCGGGACGAGCUCGUGAACCUGUCGGCGAAGCUGGUCACAGCGAUCCAGGUACACGACAACAUUCAGAAGGACGAAGCGCUGAUGCUCAAAGCGGAAGAAAAGUUCCUGGGCCUGCUCGACUCCCCCGACCUUUCCACGCUGGACAGCAAAAUCGACCAGCUCGCGCAAACCGGCGGGUUAGACCCCGCGCUCCUGCUAACCAUGUCCAAGGCGUACUGCGCGGCCAAGGACACGAACCUGGUUAGGGACGAGGUGAAGGACAUCAUGGCGCACAUGUACUUCAAGGCGCAGCAGAGCCAGCAGAUGUACCUGCCCAAGGAGGUGCGCAUCCUGCGCUACCUGAUUACCAUCGACGACCCGCAGGAGCGCUACCGCGCGCUCGAGCAGGCCUUCGAGCCGGGCGACGAGAGCGACCCCUUCGAAGACGCGGAGAACGCCAUGCUCUACACGACGCCAGAGGCGCUGUAUGAAGUGGUCAGCAGCGUAUUGAAAGCCUACUUCACUGGAGCAAAAGCCUCGACGAUGCUCAAGGAGGCGGCGGCUUUGAUGAGGCCCAAGGUCAUCGAUAGGAUCAAACUUUUGAAGGACAUGAUUCAGAAGGAUUUCUUGUAGAUAGAUCAUGAGCAGCAUACCGAUACUGUCUGCUCACAAAUGUUGUGCAGAUGGAACUUUUCUUAUAGCAUGAGUGAAUCAGUCGUGCACACUAAAUGUACAGUUGAGGUCAAACUAGGACUGAAGGAGAGCAAUCGUGUCGAUUAUUACGAAACAAAGUUUGAGAUCCUGGCUUUUCUCAAUCCUUAAUAUGCAUUAAGAAAUGCGGCAUCAUUCGGUGGA